AACUCCUCCCCUCCCCCAAAGCUUCCCUCUCAUAGCCUAAAGGAACAAACUGGUAAGAAGUCAUUCAGAAUCCAUGUCGGGUUAUAACAAGGAGAGACCAAGAACAAUCCGGCUUUUCUGCCCUUCAGUAUCCAAGCUAGUUCGGUUCGUGGCAUGUGAUAGCCACAAACUGGACGUCGGCUCCAUAUCUCGAUUGUUCGGCCUAGACCCAUCAACGGUAAAGCUCAACGGCCACUUUAUAAGCCGAGGGGUUGAUCUCGUUUCUUCUUCUGUUACUUGGAGGUCACUGCUUUCUUUCUUCUCUUCUAAGGGCUUGUCAACUGGGACUGAUGGUGAUCAUAAGAGAGCUCUCAUUGUUGAUGGCAAGCUUUGCAAAGUUGGGAUUAAGAGAGCACAUGAACCUCAAGAUGAUGUUAAUUUGAGUGGAGAUUCAGCUGGGAAUCCUGGAAUAAACGAUGCUGGAAUUACUGCAAAGCGACACCUGAAAGAUAUUUGCUCGGUUGAAAACAAAAGGUUAAGGGAAAGCAGGUCAGCAGGAUCCCAUGAUGGAGGUGAAUGCAGUAAUGGGAUUGGCUUCAAGAGAAAGAGUUCCAUGGAGAAUCACAGCUUGCUCAAGAAAUUAAAGAUUAAUGAGACAAACUCAGAAUUAAAAGGGAAAGGAAACAAUAAAGUUAGCCCUGUUUACAGCACGCCUUUUAAAUGCAGUUAUUUGAGUGGCAACAUGAAGAGGGGGAGGGAAGAUGAAAUGAUUGCAGGUGUACCUAGCAAGAGGAUCAGCUCUGGUUGAUUCUUUUAUGUAACUUGGGGGGUUUGAUUCUUGUAAGUUAUUUUGUGGAAAAAGAUUGUUGAUUACAUGCCCAAUUUGGUGUAAAUGGGAAAGUGCUCAAAAGUUUUA
Messenger RNA from Hibiscus syriacus, 895 nucleotides. RefSeq lists its product as uncharacterized. Bases 74 to 787 code for a protein of 237 amino acids. The transcript is spliced from 4 exons. NCBI's taxonomy places the organism in Eukaryota, Viridiplantae, Streptophyta, Magnoliopsida, Malvales, Malvaceae. The record is from RefSeq and is a predicted model, not a curated record.